Trametes versicolor FP-101664 SS1 is the source of this 1185-nucleotide messenger RNA. RefSeq lists its product as uncharacterized. Bases 1 to 1185 code for a protein of 394 amino acids. The record is from RefSeq and is a predicted model, not a curated record. The transcript is spliced from 6 exons. Lineage: Eukaryota; Fungi; Basidiomycota; Agaricomycetes; Polyporales; Polyporaceae.
AUGGCCUACGCGCAAGAGUCUACCCCAGUAGGCAGAAAAACAGAAGGCUCCCGUGGAGGAAGGCCCACAGGCGAUCCUCCCGAGCUAUCAGCUAUAUCAUCUUCCCCAACGGGACAGCCAGAUUCCGAGGACGAUGGGGGAAUGGCUAUGGUCGUGGAUACCGCAUGCGGUGAUGCGGGAGUACCGCGGAUCGGUACGAUCACGUUGAGCGCAAAGGCUCGCGGCAAGAUGCGAGCCACGACGCCACGAUCCUGGGAGCAACAACAGGCUCAGGCUUCCGCCAGUGGUCAGGCACAUGCGAUGACCUCGUUGGCGGAGUUCUCCGCCCGCAACAUGGCAACUCUGACCACUCCAAAAUCAGAGGCCGACAAGGCCGAUGUCAACGCUUGGUUGCAUGAGCAGGUGGGGGCGUCCUCUCAAGGCGGAUUCAAUUAUGACGCCGUAGAGCUUCCCCCCUCACGGCCGUCGUCUAGCCUCUUCAUAGGUACACGGCUUACGACGCUUAACCCCUAUGCUCCGAGUGACAGUGGGAGUAUGGUGUAUGCUUCAGCGAUGGAGUCACACCCUGUUGUUGACACGAACCUCAAUGACACACCCGAGGAGGCGGUAACCCCCCCCGCUCGCGGUCGCUCGGAGACAGUUCGAGAGGCUUCACACUCCGGCAACCUGGCCAAUGGCAUGCGUGCCCACAAUGACGAAGGUUCUAUCCAGCAAGCGACGAGUAGUCCCAGUCGGAGCUGUGGCCUCAACUCGGUACAGAUGGAAUCCGCGGGUACGCCCUCCGCACAGGGAGGAGAAGCAGGAGAUGCGUUGUUUAGUGAUGGCAUCCCGAACUCGCACACGGGAACCGCUAUGGUGAGCUCUCGUAAAAAUUCCCGAGAUGAAAGCCACGUUGACCGGUUGAGUCAGGGACGUGGCGGAGACGCUAUAUUGGAAGAAAUGGCGCAUCUCAGAGGCGAGGUUCUGAAGCUCAGAGAGGAGCUUCAAGCGGUCAAGACCCUUCUGGACGUUCGAUCGCCCGCUGGAGGCAGUGUGGAGCACGGCGCAGAUAGCGACAGAGGCGCUGGACGCCCGGUCGAGCCCGCGUCUACCCAUACCGAUCCGACGAUUCCAGUAGAGACCCCAGGAGCUCCGAAAGUCGAAGUUCGACGCCAAGGCCAAGUGGUCACCGUCGUAUUCCACUGA